AAGCGCGCUUCAACGUCAGUGUUGCCCUACAUCUUUCACAGAAAGGUGCUAUAAAACCAACUUUCAAGUGAUACCAUUGGUUUAAAAAAGAAUAGACCAUGGUGCCGACACCGCAAGAACUGAAUGCAGCCCCUCAAGGAGUUGGGGAUGGAGAGAAGUCAGGAGACAGGGUCGUGAUCUCCGGCAUGUCUGGUCUUUUCCCCAAUUCUUACCAUGUGAAAGACCUUGCCGAAGUAUUGUAUAGCAAGCGAGAUCCAAUCUCUUCGAAACCUCGAUGGCAAUACAACCAUCCCGAGGUAGCCCCGUUCACUGGGAAAGUGCCUGACAUUGAAUAUUUCGAUGCUCAAUUCUUCAAGGUUCACUUUCGUUUGGGCCACACUAUGGAUCCAAUGGCUCGCAAGUUACUGGAACAGGCGUAUCAAGCUAUUUAUGAUGCAGGCGUAAGUCCGGAACAUCUCUCCGGGAGGAAGGUGGGCGUGUUCAUCGGUACCUGCUUCUCUGAGACUGAGAAGGCAUGCUUCUAUGUAGCCAGCACGAGAAAUGGAUUCGGGAUCGCUGGAUGUAACAAAUCUAUGUUCGCCAAUCGUAUCUCUUAUUGGCUGAACGCGAAAGGGCCAUCGAUGUCGAUUGAUGAGUCUUGCUGCAGCUCUAUAGCGGCACUUGAGCAGGCGUACUUGGCAUUAAGCCGUGGUGACUGUGAGGCUGCUAUUGUCGGUGGUGGUAACGUCUGUCUGCAUCCACAGUCCUCUCUGCAUUACGGCAGGAUCAUGUCAUUAAGUAUGGACGGGAAAACUAAAUCAUUUGAUGAGAAAGCAUCAGGCUGCGCGAAAUCGGAAGCUAUCAACGUUCUGUUUCUCCAGAAGGCAAAGGAUGCUUUGCGAAUCUACGCGGAUGUAGUCCACGUUAAGAGUGAAUUUUUACAAAUCUUGAACAAUGAGACCGGACCUAGAUAUGGUUUCUACCGUAACCCUCGAGAUGUCGCUGUGUUCUUGAAUAACUUUUAUAAAGAAGCCAGAGUUCCACCGCAAGCCGUCGAGUAUGUUGAAGCAUCUGGAUCAGCUAUUCCAGAGGCAGAUAAAGCAGAAUUGGAGACAAUCGACGCUGUAUUCUGCAAGGACAGGGCGAAGGAACUUUAUGUGGGUAGCGUCAUGUCUAACAUCGGGUACGGUGAAGCAGCCUCUGGAAUCUCUGCUGUUACCAAGGUUCUGCUAGGUUACCACACAGGUGAACUGGCAGCCAACCUUAAUUGUGAUACACCGAGGAAGGAUGUCGCGGCACUACGCGAGGGUCGCAUACGUAUCGUGACCGAACACCAGCCAUUUAACAGAUCUUAUGUUGCUGUGAAUGGUAUAUCUAUCACUGGUGUUAACGCACAUGUUUUAUUACACGGACAUUAUAAACCUAAGGAUGUAAACCGAUACAAAAGUAACAUUCCACACCUGGUCACUCUUUCUGCGAGACAAGAUUCUUCAGUAAAGAGAAUUCUAAGUGACCUGAAGUCCAGACCUAUUGAUCCUGAGGAGUUAGCUCUGUUCCACAACAUACAUGAGACCAGAAUUAGUGGACAUUUGGGCAGAGGUUUUACUAUUUUAUCUACCGAUGCGGAAGGAGAGACCGUAUCGUUAUGCGAGAAGGUGGACUACUUUGACGACGUGCGACGUCCUCUGUGGUUCGUGUACAGCGGCAUGGGCUCGCAGUGGCCCGGCAUGGGGACACAACUGAUGCGCAUACCAAUAUUCGCGGCUGCUAUUGAACGUUGCCAUCGUGUUCUGGAACCUCUGGGAGUGAAUAUAGUGGACAUCAUCACAAAUCCCGAUAAGACGGCGUUUGACAAUAUCCUACACUCGUUUGUCGGCAUCGCCGCUGUACAGAUCGGACUCACUGAUGUGCUGCGAGCAGUCGGUCUGGUGCCGGAUAAGAUUAUAGGCCACAGUGUCGGUGAGUUGGGCUGCGCAUACGCCGACGGUUGCUUCACCGCUGAGGAGAUGAUACUAGCGGCCUAUUACCGUGGCCUUGUAUCUGUACAAACACCGUUCAUCCGAGGAUCUAUGGCUGCUGUGGGGAUUGGGUAUAAACAGGUGAUCAAACUGUGCCCGCCAGAGAUCGAGGUGGCAUGUCACAACGGCCCCGAAUCCUGUACUAUCUCCGGUCCGGCUGACGCCAUGAAGGAAUUUGUAGCACAGCUCACUGAGAAGUCCAUAUUCGCUAAGGAAGUUCCGUGCUCGAAUAUCGCUUACCACUCCAGAUAUAUUGCUAAAGCUGGCCCUGGUCUGCUGAAGUAUCUAAGCCAAGUAAUCAAGUCACCGAAGCGUCGUAGUGAAAAAUGGAUGUCAACUUCAGUGCCGCAAGAGAGAUGGAACGAACCGAUCGCACAAUACUCUUCAGCGGAGUAUCACACUAACAAUCUGCUUAACUCUGUGCUAUUCGAAGAGACGUCAAAAUUGAUACCAGCCAACGCUGUACUUGUGGAAAUAGCUCCCCACGGCUUGCUGCAAGCUAUCCUAAAGCGAUCCUUGCCGGAGACCUGUCGCCACGUGCCUCUCACUAGGCGAGGACAUCCCGAUAAUGUGCAGUUCCUGCUUGAAGCUGUUGGAAAACUUUACAUGGAGGGAUACAAUCCAAAAGUAGCAGUGCUGUAUCCUAAAAUCGAGUUUCCUGUUUCUACGGGAACUCCAAUGCUGUCCCAUUUGGUAGAAUGGGCUCAUCAUGAAAAAUGGAACAUCCCGACGUAUGUAUCAGCGCAUAGAAUUGUCGCGGCUUCAUACAAGUCCGUUUACUCCGUUUACGACGUUGAAAACGAAUAUCUUACUGGAAAUGUAAUAAAAGGAAAAAAUACAUUCCCAUUCACGGCAGCUCUGGUCGCAGUUUGGGACUUACUCGCUAUGUCGCUCGGUAUGCAAAAGAAACAAUUGUCAGUACAGUACAAAGACAUUAAGUUGUACUGCCAACCAAUGCUUCAUAAGCAACGUCAGUUGCGUCUCUUCAGCACCCUUCACAGAGGAACUGGCUAUUUCGAGAUCAUGGACGAACAUAACAGAGUCGCAACGGGUUAUAUCAAAGGUGAAAUUGAUGAUGACGAGAGACCUGAAAAUGAAUUUAUCUCAUCAGAGGAAUUAGAUUUAAAAUCAGAGGAUAUUUAUGAAAUAUUAAAAAAACGGGGAUUCGACUACAGUGGUGAAUUCCAAAGCAUUCGCAAAACGAACAAAUCGUUAACACAAGCUCAAAUAAUCUGGAAUAACAACUGGGUGACUUUUAUUGAUGGCAUUUUACAAUUGUAUGUACUUGCCCGAUCUAACGACUCUAUCUCACUGCCUACACACAUCAGGAAGAUGAUCAUCGAUAUUAAGAAGCACAGUGAAACACAAGUUGACAAUGAUAAUGUCAUGACUGCACAAGUUUGUGAUAUACUCAAGUUUACAAGAUGCGGAGGUGUAAUAAUAGAAGAUCUUAAAUUCCGUGAUCUGCCACCGUUGACAAAGGAAGCAAAUUUAAUGGCGUUGAAAAUUGUUCCGUAUUUCCAACAAAAUACCACAGACUUCUCCACUGCCAUGUUGGUAUUGCUGCAAAUCGUAGCUGAGAAUUUGAACAAAACAAACAUUAAUAUUGUGGAACUUUGCGAUAAUGAUGAAGAGUCAAGUUUCGAAAACUUAACUGAUGUUUUAAAAAUGAUACCCGCUAUUAAUAUUCAACAUAAAAUAGUAAAUAGAAAGAACGUGCUGGAAGAAAGAGUUCAUUUCCUAACGGACGCUGAUAUACUACUCGUUACAGAUCUGUCCAAAGACGAUAAGCUGUGUCAAACACUUUACCGUGUCCUCUGCCGUGACAACUUUAUAGUAAACAAAGAGAGUGUUGCAAAAGAAUCGCCGCUAAACAGACCAUCAGCUUUGUACCGUGUUGUCAGUGCGCAAAAUAUUACAAACAGCCGCUUAGAGUUAGUAAGAUGGCGACCAACAACCACCACAGCGUCUACCAGUGCGUUUACUGUACGAUCAGCUUCAGAUUUAGCUUUAUUGGUUUCCUCUCAAGCAACUCUACCACAACGACACAAGUUGCUCAUCAUUACGUCAUAUCCACCAAUCGAUGGGUUAAAGGAACUGGUUCAGAAAUGGAGAAAAGAUCGCAACCAGAUUUACGUUGUUAUGAUUAAUCAUAAGUUCGCUGAAGACCAAAAUAUAGAUCAGCUUCCUAAUUUAGAUUUGGUUUUUAACGUGCUGGAUAAUGGACGAUGGUGCGGCGAAUUCACUGUUCCAAUUGAACAGACACUUACCACAGCACACAAUGUAACACUUCAAAGUUCUCGCAUCGGAGAUUUUAACUCUUUACAAUGGGUAGAGAUGCCCAAUAUCAAAGGACCCGGAGUUAAAGUUACUGUCCAUUACGCUGGAAUUAAUAACACUGAUGUUAAAAGAUGUUUAGGAAUAAUCCCAAAUGUUGGCAAUGACAAUUGUUUUGGAAUGGACUUUAGUGGUGUGACUGAAAGUGGUGAGCGUGUGAUGGGUGUACUGCCGUCCGGCGCUAUCAGCUCGCAAGUGCUUGCGGAUCCCAAUCUACUAUGGCCGGUGCCAGACCACUGGACAUUGGAGGAGGCGGCUACCGUACCACUGGCUUACUCAUUCGCUCUCUACUGUAUUGGUAUCAAAGUCUUGCUAAACUCUAACAUGACAGUGUUAGUACACGGAGGUGCGGGUGCGCUUGGUCAGGCUGUUAUAUCCAUAGCCUUGGCCAACGGGUGCAAUGUCUUCACUACAGUUAGUGACAUCGGCAAGAAACGAUUCCUUUGUAAAAUGUUCCCACAACUUAAAGAGAAUCAAAUCGGCAAUUCGCGUGAUCACACCUUUGCUGACAUGGUACUGGCUGCCACUAAUGGUGAAGGUUGCCAUGUCACCAUAAGCUGUGUAGCUGGAAGCCUUAAAAAUGCAACACUCAACUGCUUGGGUCUUUGCGGUAUUCAUUUUGAUACGAUUCAAAUUACUACGCGUGCCAAUUUCUCGUAUGGCAUGUUCAACUUGACGAAAGAGAGGUCAUACAUGGCCGUUGACUUUGCACAUGCUUUGAGGGAAGGAAACCUGAGUGAAAUCUCUAAUCUGCAGUUAAUGUUAGCUGAAGGUAUUAAGCGAGGCUACGUACGGCCAUUGUCUCGUGUUGUAUACAGUCCUUCGGAGGUGCCGCGUGCCUUCCGUCUGUUGGCGGAAAGUCGUCACCGCGGCCGUGUCUUGAUACAGCUGCAAGGACACCAAGAUGCUCUCACACUGAAGACAGAACCAAGAUUAAACUGUUCUCCUGAUUUAAGCCAUUUAAUUAUGUGCAACAAUAACUACUUUGGAUUAAGAAUCGCAGAAAGACUAGUCCUGCGCGGCGCGAGAAAGAUAUAUUUACAUUCUUUGAAACCAUCUGGGCGUCUUGAUUUCGAAAUAAGGUCCCUUGAACAACAGGGUGUGAAAGUUGUACUCUCCAACGAAGUGUUAAAUACUAGUAGUGAUUUGAAUUCAUUGUUAGCUAAUUGUACAAAUCUAAGUACUAUAGAAAGUGUCUACGUUGUCGCUGUUGACAAAUAUGAAGAACAAUUCAAUUUAAUUCAAGAGUUAGAUAUGGCUACAAGAAAACUUAGCCCGGCUCUUAGGUACUUUGCAGUUAUUAACGGUGCUAAAGAUUAUGGAGUUCAAAGCUGCCUUUCAAGAGUGCAAGAAAGAUUGCCAGCAACCUUGAUAAAAAUACCAUCACUAAAUAAGAUGGAUAAACAGGGCUUGAAAUCCGAAGAAGAAUUGACCGAAAUAGACGCCGUGAACGUAUUUGAACGUAGCCUUAGAUCUAAUGAGGCUGUUUUGAUCGCAAACACACGCGCAAUGCAGCCACAAUCACUUCUGGAACAAAUUGCGUGCCUGGCUGGAAUUGAGAUACCCAAAGACGUUGCAGAAGAAGCUACUUUAUCAGAUCUAGACUUCGAUCACGACAAGUCAGCAAACGUAACCACGUACUUACGUGAUGUACACAACAUUUCACUGUUAGAAGAACACAUUCCUUAUUUGACAGUGCAAAAAAUACGUGAAAUAGAAGAAUCAAUGAGAGACAUAGAAUUCGAAGAAACCAAAGGUUUAGCUACAUUCUAUUCAGAUGUGGAUACUGAUGAACUUCAAGUGACCACUGAAAUGGUGUUUUUGCCGACACUAGCUAGUAAUUCUGCUAUGCGUGACGAUGAAUUCGAUGCUACCCAGACAUACUUAUGUAUAAUACCUGGGUUGGAGGGUAACCGUGAACGUUUCCGUUUACUUUGCGAACGAAUCAAGCUGCCAGCUGUGAUCUUGCAGCCCGGUCUCGACCGGCCAGACGAAACAGUGUCUAAUCUUGCUAAAAGAUAUGCAGAGACGCUCUUGAAAAAAACCGCACUGAAACGUAACUUUUACCUUUUGGGAUAUGAAAGCGGUAUCCUGGUGGCACUGGAAAUAGCUGCUAUUUUAGAAGAUCAUGGAUUGACUGGUACUGUCUUCUGCAUCGGAGCAUCACCUGACGAAUUACAAGUAAACAUUGCAGAACAUCUUAAAGAAUACGAUACCGAUGAAGCAUUAAGAAUGGCCGUAGCUAGACAUAUGUUCAGUUUGAUGGUUGGCGGAAGCACUGAUGGAUUUGAAAAGGCUAUAACAGGUGCUUUCACUUGGAAAGAAAAAAUAGAAGCUUGUGCCCGCUCUAUUAUUGGCAAGGUGUCUCAUUCAGCUCAAUAUACUAAAGAAAUGAUAGAUUGCGCUUAUAAAAGGAUUAAACAAAUCCAAGAACAUAAGCCAACACCAAGAACGCUACGUUCAAAGAUAAUUUUACUUCGUGCUGCUUCUGUGGGUAAUAAUGAUCAGUCCUUGCAGAAUUAUUCCAAGCAACCGAUCACUGUAUACGAGCUGUCUGCACCGUUAGCUCAUUCCGCUAAGGAUUUACGUUGUUCAUCGAUAAUCAACAAUCAUCUAGAUGCUGAAUUACUUGAGGAGUUCGAGAAGAAGAAUCUCUGCGAUACUUACUUGCUCAAUGCGGAUACAUUUAUGACUACUUCUAAUGAAAAUUAGAACUUUGAAGAAAAUUCGUGAAAAAUAAACAAUUUAAUCUUAAUAUUUAUUAAACAGCUUAUAUUAUUAUGUACUUUCUUU
Molecule: messenger RNA, 7127 nt
Organism: Papilio xuthus (Asian swallowtail)
Lineage: Eukaryota; Metazoa; Arthropoda; Insecta; Lepidoptera; Papilionidae
Product: Fatty acid synthase 3
Exons: 40
Coding region: 99-7046 (2315 amino acids)
Biological process (GO): fatty acid biosynthetic process
Molecular function (GO): oxidoreductase activity; fatty acid synthase activity
Source: RefSeq, a predicted model, not a curated record